GUGAAGCGUAGUGCCUCAUUAGCCCAAGGACCUCACCAACCGGAAGUUGUCAUUUUUUACCAGCAAUCCAUCACGUCCCCUUUGACCUGGUUUUCUCUUUCACAAAGUGGAAGCUUCUCUUUGAAGUUAUUUUUGUUAUACGUUUAAGCAAAUGGCUGACCAUGGCUUGGAUGAAAUUCCUAAAAAGUGCCCCCACUGUGCGUCUUCGGAGGACGAUCGGUUUUGCUUGUGCUCAGGGGUCAACUCUCCAGUUCUGGUGGUGGAAAUGUCACAGACAUCAAGUAUUGGUAGUGCAGAGAAUUUUACUUCACAGGAAAGAAAAAAAGAAAGAAAUGCCAGCAGAGAACCUUCUAUGAAAGAUCUGUCCACAAGAACAAACGUGGAGAGAAAAACCUCUCAGCAACAGUGGGGUCGGGGCACUGUCACAGAGGGAAAAGUCCUGCACAUAAGGAUGGAGAACGGGGCCGACAUCGAGGAAUUCUAUACCUUUGGAAGAAUAUUGGGACAGGGGAGCUUCGGAAUGGUCAAUGAAGCUACAGACAAGGAAACAGGAGCUAAGUGGGCAAUUAAAAAAGUGAAUAAAGAGAAGGCUGGAAGCUCUGCAGUGAAGUUACUUGAGCGGGAGGUGAACAUCCUAAAGAGUGUCAAACACAAGCACAUCAUCCAUCUGGAGCAAGUGUUUGAGACACCUAAGCAAAUGUACCUUGUGAUGGAGCUUUGUGAGGAUGGAGAACUCAAAGAAGUUCUGGAUAAAAAAGGGCAUUUCUCAGAGAAUGAGACAAGGUUGAUAAUUCAAAGUCUUGCAUCAGCCAUUGCAUAUCUUCAUAACAAAGAUAUAGUGCACAGAGAUCUGAAGCUGGAAAACAUAAUGGUUAAAAGCAGCUUUAUGGAUGAUAACAAUGAAAUGAACUUAAACAUAAAGGUGACUGAUUUUGGCUUGGCGGUCAAGAAGCAUGGCUCCAGGAGUGAAGGCAUGAUGCAGACCACGUGUGGCACUCCUAUCUAUAUGGCACCAGAGGUUAUCAAUGCCCAUGAGUACAGCCAGCAGUGCGACAUUUGGAGCAUAGGUGUCAUAAUGUACCUUUUACUGUGUGGAGAGCCACCCUUUUUGGCAAACUCGGAGGAAAAGCUCUUUGAAUUAAUAAGAAAGGGAGAGCUAGAAUUUGAAGACCCAGUCUGGGAAUCUGUAAGUGAUUCUGCAAAAAAUGUUUUGAAACAACUUAUGAAAGUAGAUCCUGCUCACAGAAUCACAGCUAAGGAACUUCUAGAUAACCAGUGGUUGACAGGCAAUACACUUUCUUCAGUGAGACCAGCCAAUGUAUUAGAAAUGAUGAAAGAAUGGAAAAAUAAUCCAGAAAGUGAUGAGGACACCAAAACAGACGAGAAGACUACGCAGCCCAUGAAAGAGAAUUCAUCUGCAAAGACAGCAAAACAGCCUACCGUUGCUGCCAAGAAGCCAGAUGCAGAUGAUGUUGACAUGAGCUGUUCAAACUCAACAUCCAGCAAACUCCUCUCUGCUGAACUCAAAGCAGAACCUGAGAAAAGCUCCGGGACUACGAACCAGGCAGUGGUGGCUAAGGGCACCAUGAAAGCCUCUGCCUUGUUGCGAGGCAAGAAAAAGCUCUAAGGCUCUGUCCUGUGCUGGCCAGUACAAGAACAGACCACUCCUCCAGCACUGAAGGGAGGGGGCAGGAGGGAGACAGCGUA
Molecule: messenger RNA, 1707 nt
Organism: Phodopus roborovskii (desert hamster)
Lineage: Eukaryota; Metazoa; Chordata; Mammalia; Rodentia; Cricetidae
Gene: Stk33
Product: serine/threonine kinase 33
Exons: 13
Coding region: 152-1627 (491 amino acids)
Biological process (GO): mitotic DNA damage checkpoint signaling; protein phosphorylation
Cellular component (GO): cytoplasm; nucleus
Molecular function (GO): ATP binding; protein serine/threonine kinase activity
Source: RefSeq, a predicted model, not a curated record